AAUGUGCUUCCUGGUUGAGAGGCGGUCUGAACUGGAACAACAACAAACCUUAGAAUUAGCCAUACGUCUAGCUAACGUGUACACUUUAUAUAUUAUUCUGUGUUAGCACGGUAUCUUUUUACUGGUAGACAUGUCUGGAAAAGCCAAAGAAAUCCUAAAGAUGGACCUCUAUGGGUUGCUCGGCAUUGAAAGCACUGCUACAACGAAAGAGAUCAAGAAAGCUUAUCGACAGAAAGCCUUAACAUGCCAUCCAGACAAGAACCCCGACAACCCAAAAGCAGCGGAGCUCUUCCACCAGUUGUCCCAGGCUCUUGAGGUGUUAACUGAUGCUGCUGCCAAGGCUGCCUAUGAUAAGAUUUGUGCUGCGAAGAAACAAGCAGAAGAAAGAACCAGGAAACUAGAUGACAAGAGGAAGAAAAUUAAACUAGACUUGGAGGCCAGAGAAAGACGGGCAGAAAAUGAGACCCAGGAGGAGGUGCAAAACACACGAACGCUUGAAGAAGAGAUCGCCCGUUUGAGAGAGGAGGGCUCCAGGCAGCUUGAGGAGGAACAGAGGCUCAUCAGAGAGCAGAUCCAGAGGGAGAAAGAAGCACAGCAAACAGAAGGCUACACACAGAGAGUUUCAGGAGUGGAAAGAUGUUCUAAGAGUAAUGUGACCCCCAAAUUGAAGUUAAAGUGGAAGUUUAAAAAAGAGGACGAGACGAAUGGGGGGUACUCCCAAGACAUUCUUUUCAGACUUCUACAAAAGUACGGAGAUGUGUUAAAUGUGAUUGUUUCCAAUAAGAAGAAAGGAAGUGCUGUGGUUGAAUUUGCAACUGUGAGAGCGGCUGAGCUGGCAGUUAAAAAUGAAUGCGGCCUGAGUGAAAACCCCUUGAAGAUUGCGUGGCUUGAAGGACAGCCGGCGGUUGUCACCACAGCAGCUCAACCUGGCCAGUUCGUGUCUUCACAGUACUCCCUGACAAACGAGCGCGACUAUGAGAGCGUAGUGAUGAUGAAGAUGCGGCAGGCGGCUGAGCGACAGAAACUCAUAGAACAAAUGCAGAGGGAUGAUGAGGAAGACUCUUGACAUAGCACAGCUGGACUCAGCAGGACUCAGCUCGGUACCACACUGCAACUAUUAAAUGAACCUGUCUCAGGCUUUAGUUUCAUAAAGCAUCUUAAGUGUGUGUGUUUUUUUUUUUAUGUUUUACAAUUUGUGGCCAAAUAAAUGUUUUUACUAGUUGAAA
This is a messenger RNA of Labrus mixtus (cuckoo wrasse), 1226 nucleotides long. It is a transcript of the gene dnajc17, whose product is annotated as DnaJ (Hsp40) homolog, subfamily C, member 17. Gene Ontology annotation, cellular component: spliceosomal complex. NCBI's taxonomy places the organism in Eukaryota, Metazoa, Chordata, Actinopteri, Labriformes, Labridae. The record is from RefSeq and is a predicted model, not a curated record. Gene Ontology annotation, biological process: spliceosomal complex disassembly. The transcript has 11 exons. Gene Ontology annotation, molecular function: RNA binding. Bases 131 to 1066 code for a protein of 311 amino acids.